GCGGAGUUGGUGCGACUUUUCAUGCGGAUCUCAUUGCCAUCCAGUGGAAGCUCGCCAUGGAAUGGCGAGCUUUCAGACCAAGAGACUAGCAGGCCGCGGGCGAUGCGCUUUGGCAUCCCGGACGUUCUCACCUGGGGAGGUGGUCCUGGAAGAAGAUGCUUGGGCUGUGGUUCUGUUGCCCGAUCAGCAAGGUCUUCGCUGUGACUAUUCACUGACGUGCCUGGAGAAGUUGCUGCGAUGCCCAUCAACUGGCUUGUGCUUUGCCAGCAAGGAGGAUCAGAAAGCCGCAGCUGAUUUGUACUACAAGGCAGAGUUGGAAGUUGCAGCAGCGCGUAGCAAAGUUCCUGGAGCGAAUGUUGCAGGAGCUGCUCCUUGGUGUUGGCCCAGCCACCUGCGACUGGCCUGGCGGGUGCUCCAGCGAGGAGCAAAGAGUCGGGAGCAGCCAUGGCUGAACCUGGAAAGCCACUGGGAUGAGCUCUCCGAAUCCCAGCAGUGCGACAUGGAGACGAGCGCAGCACGCUGCUUGGACGUUUUAGCUGCAAGCUUGGGUAUCUUGGACCUCGAGGAGGCAGCUCCGGAGGCACGGCAGAACUUCCAGGCCGUUGCUGAUUUGGGUGAUGUCGCCAGACUGGUGGCAGCCAUGGAAGUGAAUGCCAUGACGGUCACUGAUGAGGAGUUGAGGGAGAUAGCCCUGGGCUUGUACAUCCAUGCUGCGGUCUUCAAUCACGAUGAGGAACCCAAUUGCAUUCAGAGCUUCGUGGGGCGCCGGGUGGUGAUCCGCACCAUCCGGGAGGUCUUUGAGGGCGAAGAGCUUUGCCUCGCCUAUGCGGAGAUUGGACAGUUGAGCCGCGUGCGUCAUGGCAACCUUUGGAAGCACUUCCAUUUUCGGGCAUUCAAGACGCCGCAGGUCGAGAAGCGCGACGGCAUCUUGAGCUGCGUUCUGGCAGCGCCUGACUGGCAGCCCGUCGAGCACGGUGUUGGUUGGGAUCCUGACCAAGGAGUGCUAGAGGAGGGGGCUGCUCCUGAUGCCUUAGCCUUCCUCAAAGAGGUGCAUCACUGCUGGUCAGAGGCCAAGUGGCAGAAGGCCUGGAAGGAGGCAACCGCAGGCCCCACCUUCCGGCUUGGCGCAGGCCAUGCCCUUCGCUUGGCGCUGGCGCGUGAACUCAUGGACGAGGCGGUGUCACAAGAGCAGUGGUCAGAAGCGCUGGCGUUUGCCCGGGAGGUGUGCUCCUGCCACCAGCUGAUCUACCCCAGUGGCUGGCCAGUGGUUUCGCUGGGUUGGGCACGAUUGGCGAAGCUGGAGCUCUACCAUGGCCAUUUCGAUGCCACGAUGCGGUGUUGCCAGGAGGCGCUCUCAGGUGCUCCAUAUCUUUGGGAAGACCGUCCGGUGGCUGGUGAGGAGGUGAGACAGAUGUUAUCUCAGGCACGCUUGGAAGCUCAAGCAGCUUCUUGGCAAGGCACCCGAAAACGUUAGUUGUAAACUGGCAUAUUAUUGUGUAAGGCAUGCACAAGGACGAAACAACCGAGAAACGCUUCAAACAAGUGGCUUGUUUGCCACCAUGGUGCGCUACUUUGGCAGAGUCCUCCUGCGGUAGGCUGUCGAGUCAAGUGAUUGAUUUGUUAUGAUUUGUUCCGGCUGACUCCUCGGAAAGAGUGCCGACAGCUCAAAGCAUGCUCGUUGCCGUAACAGGUCAAAGGCGUUUCACCUUCAAGCAGCAAAAGUUGCAGCCCACCAGUCGUCCAGCUUGUCCCCACAUAUUUGUGGCUGCCAGCCGGCGAGCCAAAUGCUCCCAAUGUGGUGCAUGUCAAAAGCCCCUCAGAGCAUUGCAAAACCCUGAUGACACAAUCAGUGAA
This is a messenger RNA of Durusdinium trenchii, 1854 nucleotides long. Lineage: Eukaryota; Dinophyceae; Suessiales; Symbiodiniaceae. The record is from the annotation of a GenBank genome assembly.